AUGAUUCCCCACCAAUAUUCCAUUAUUGUUAAUGGAGCUGGCGCAAGGCAGCGGCGUGCGUGCCUCGCCUCCGCUUUUCGUACUGCAUUCGCCUGCACUAUUGUGGGCUGCACCACCCUCUACGGCCCUGCCUUCCUCCAUCGCCAAAUAGCCUUCCCAGCAUUUUCCUACGUAACUGUAAUUCUAAUCAUUGUCGCCGAUGCAACAUUAGGUGACGCAUUGCGUGGCUGCUGGCUCGCGCUCUACGCCACGGUCCAGAGCCUCGGUCCAGCCAUCUUCUGCCUGUGGGUGAUCGGACCCGCCCGGUUGUCGAGCUUAACCACUGCUCUUGCGGUGGCGCUAGGCUCAUUUGUGGUGGUCCUUCCCGAGUCCACUCACUUGGUAGCAAAGCGCAUAGCGUUGGGUCAGAUUGUGAUUGUGUACGUGGUUGCUUUUAUCAAUGGGGAGCACACUCAGCCCGUCAUGCAUCCUGUCCAUCUAGCGGCAAGUACGGCACUUGGAGUCUUGGCUUGUGUUCUGUCCUUGUUGCUUCCUUACCCACGGCUAGCCUGUUACGAGGUGAAACAGAACUGCAAGCUACUCUCUGAGAAUGCUUCAGAGAGGCUAAAGCUCUUUGUGAGAGCAUUCUGUGCCGAGAACAGCACGUCCGCUCUUGCAUCAAUCUCUCAAGCUAAGUCCUUAGAUGGGACAGGAACCAAACUUCUUUCAAGUAUCAAAAGGCACCAGGGAAGCAUGCAGUGGGAGGGACUUUCAGUCAAAGGUUUUGAACUCGGAUGGCACAUGAUCAAGGCAGGAGACAGAUUGCAAGAUUUAGAGAUACCUUUCAAAGGGAUGGAAAUGGCUUUAACAAGUAUUUCGUCAUAUCCAGUUGAAAUAUUGCUGGAUAGAGAGCUCAAAGAUCAUGGUUUGCUUCGACUAGAGGAAAUCUUGAGUCUACUUAUAAAACAAGGCGAGUGCUUUUUGCCCUACAGUCAUCCACUAACCGUUCCCGAGUCCAGUGCAGAAGAGAUAAUGAAAUCGCUUCAAACCCUUCAAACCAUUCCAACAGCCCAAGAAGAUUUACCCCCAUAUUUCUUCAUAUUCUGCAUGAAAUUCCUUCAUAGCAAAUUGUUGACUAAACCAUCUGAUUCCAAAAGAAACAACCCAGUUCAGAAAAAUGAAAAUUCUACUGAUCCAUGUCAAAUAAAUGUGUUCUCCUUAAAAGGGGUUUGGAACAAUUGGCCCAUGAAGGUAAGCAGAGAAAGGUUAUUGGCAGCAUUUAAAUGUUCACUUUCUCUGGGCCUUGCAGUGCUAUUUGGGUUGCUGUAUAGCAAGGGGAAUGGAUACUGGUCAGGACUCCCUGUGGCGAUCAGUCUGGCAUCAGCCAGGGAGGCAAUAUUCAUAGUUGCCAACGUUAAAGCACAGGGGACGGUCUUAGGAACCGUGUAUGGAGUAUUGGUUUGUUCUGUUUUUGGAAGGUUCUUGUCAUUAAGAUUCUUAUCUCUUCUUCCAUGGUUCGUGUUCGCGAGCUUUCUACAGCGUAGCCAAAUGUAUGGGCAGGCGGGAGGAAUUUCUGCAGUUAUUGGAGCAGUAAUGAUACUGGGAAGGAAAAAUUAUGGUCCUCCAAGUCAAUUUGCGAUAGCAAGAAUUACCGAAACAUUCAUUGGAUUGUCCUGUUCAAUAAUGGUUGAACUUAUCUUGCAGCGCACUAGAGCUUCAACCCUAGCAAAAGCUCAACUCUCAAAAAGCCUCGGGUUAUUGCACGAGUGUGUCACCUCAGUAAGCAUUAUUAAUGAAGACAGCAAAUCCAAAUUGGAAAGGAAUCAGAAGAGGCUGAAAAUCCAAGUAAGCGAGCUAGGGAAGGUCAUUACAGAAGCUGAGGUGGAACCCAAUUUCUGGUUUUUACCUUUCCAUAGUGCUAGCUAUAGUAAGAUAUUAAAUUCCUUGUCAAAAAUGGAGGACCUCUUGCUUUUUAGUGCUCAUGCAAUUAGUUUCCUUCAAGAAGAUCAAUCACAAGGAGUGCUUGAUCAGGAUUCAUGGAAGGAAUUUGUCGACAAGCUAGAAGAUGACCUUAAACUCAUCAAGGAAAUCAUUGGCUCGUCAAUAAAAUGUUUUGAACAAUUCAUUUUGAUGAAAUCGCUGACAUUACUUGAAAAGGAGCUAGCACAGAAUAAGGUUUCUUGUGAUCUUGAGCUGGGAAAAUCACGAAACCCAAACAUUAUUUUGGAUUCCAGUUUACAUGAACAUGAGAUAGAGAAGAUAAUAGAUUCAUAUCUCCAACAUUCGAAAGAACUUGACAAAAUAUUACAUAUUGAAAGUGAUCAGUACGAGCUGCUUAAGUGCCAUAAGGUUCUAAGCUUGACUGCCCUAGGGUUUUGCAUCAGUAGUUUAGUGAGAGAAACGGCUGAGAUGGAAAAGAAAAUCAUAGAACUUGUUCGGUGGGAGAAUCCUUCAAGCCACAUCGAUAUGUAUGAAUUAUCAUGUAAGCUACGUUCUUUAUACAAAUAA
Juglans regia (Persian walnut) is the source of this 2487-nucleotide messenger RNA. RefSeq lists its product as uncharacterized. The record is from RefSeq and is a predicted model, not a curated record. Gene Ontology annotation, biological process: transmembrane transport. The transcript is spliced from 3 exons. Gene Ontology annotation, molecular function: transmembrane transporter activity. Lineage: Eukaryota; Viridiplantae; Streptophyta; Magnoliopsida; Fagales; Juglandaceae. The coding region runs from base 1 to 2487 and encodes 828 amino acids. Gene Ontology annotation, cellular component: plasma membrane.